Molecule: messenger RNA, 1955 nt
Organism: Myripristis murdjan (pinecone soldierfish)
Lineage: Eukaryota; Metazoa; Chordata; Actinopteri; Holocentriformes; Holocentridae
Gene: cdc42ep3
Product: CDC42 effector protein (Rho GTPase binding) 3
Exons: 2
Coding region: 477-1574 (365 amino acids)
Biological process (GO): Rho protein signal transduction; regulation of cell shape; positive regulation of actin filament polymerization
Cellular component (GO): cytoskeleton; plasma membrane; cytoplasm
Molecular function (GO): small GTPase binding
Source: RefSeq, a predicted model, not a curated record
AGACUGGCUGCUUCAGAAGGGAAUAGGAGCCUGAGAGGAAUUCCAAAACAGCUGUCCGGCAGACGUCCUAGCCGACAGGAGUGCAGCCCCAAGGCAGAGACAGAAGGCGGGGCAGUGUCAACAAGCCAGGAGAGCAGCACCCCAGCCGCUCACACACUCUCACACAUCAGUCUGAAGCUGCAGCGAUCAGGAGUCCAACGCCGAUACCUGGGAAGGAUCAAGAUCUCCCCACUGGAAUAUCUUAGAGAAGUGGCCCUCUGGCCUUUCUACAGCCCCGGACAACACCAGAAAUACUUGGAAUCACAUUUCCUGAUCAAUGACACAGCGAAUGAAGUUAUUUCAGGAGCCGCACAUGACCGCUGUGUUCCCAAGAAUGUAACUGGAGCAUUGCCUCAGGGACACUGUAACCUUCAAAACUCAAAAAGAAUUAACUACUGUUCUUUGCUACCUAUCUGAGAUCUUUCACAGUCACAGCCAUGCCAGCUAAAGCACCGAUCUACCUGAAACCCACCAAUAGUAAGAAAGGGAAAAAAUGUCGCCUGAGAGAUAUACUGUCCCCGGACAUGAUCAGUCCACCGCUCGGAGACUUUCGCCACACCAUCCACAUCGGGAGAGGCGGGGAGCGAGAUGCUUUUGGAGACAUGUCCUUCCUCCAGGGAAAGUAUGAGCUCCUUCCAGGGAAGGGAGAGCUGGUCCACCCUCAGUUUGGCAUCCAAAACGAGUUUCUCAGAGCAAACAGCACUUCUGAUGCCUCCUUUGCUGAGACCCCCUCUCCGGUUCUCAAGAACGCCAUUUCCCUCCCAACCAUUGGUGGCUGCCAGGCACUCACUCUGCCCCUGAUCUCCUCCAAUGUCUUCCCGCUGCCCCCAGAGCCUCUGGAGGACAUCGUGGGGCCUGCAGUUCCCCUGAAGCCUGACAGGGCUGAGGAGGUAGAAAUCCUACAGAUGGAUGCUCUGUUGCGCUCCAUGGACGUCUUCACCAGCGAUCCCUCGCCUCCCUCUGCAGAUAUCCAGUCAAAACCCGAUGUUCUUCUGGAUCUGCUGGAAAAACCAGAGAAGCUGACCUCUAUGUCAGUUGCCAAAGCGAAUAAAAUAAACAAGGGUGAAAACCUCCCCGAGAAGUCACCAUCUUAUUACAUCAAUGGCCACAGCAACAGCAUAUGCACAUUUAAAGGAAGCCUGAACAGCAACACGAGCAGCGACAGCUUCGACAGCUUCGACGGCAAAGGGAGCUUCAAGAGUAACGGGCACGGCAGUGGAAUCAGCAACGGCAGGGGGAGUUUCAAUGGCAACGGCAACUGCAACGGUUAUGAACACUUUAACAAUGACAUUACCCUGGGCUGUAAGAAGGCAUCCUCCAAAUGCAACGGAGACUGGGUGGACAGAGACAGUGGGGUGGAAGAGGGCCGCAUCUGUGAUUUUGAGUUUGAGUUUUCCAAGGAGAAGAGUUCGUCCCGGGAUUCCCUCACCCAGAUCACAGGGUCACUCCUUUCCCUCGAACUCGAUCUGGGCCCAUCCAUCCUGGAUGAUGUGCUCAACAUAAUGGAUAAACCUACAGCGAAGAGCAGGCCUUGAGCAGUGCUCGGGCCCCAAGAAGAGAAAGGGAAUUAAUGAACUGUAGCCAUGAGAACAGAGACUCACAAAGCAAUCAAAAUGGUGUCUGGAUAUACAGUAUCAUUGUGAUGAAAAUGAGCUAAAAUAGACAGAGCUGCUUAUGUUUUUAUUGUCAAAACAAGUAUUCUAGCUUCUAUGGAGUGUUGAUUCUUCUUUUUUUGUCUGUCAGCAUGUUUAAGAUGCAUGUGCUAUUGAAUUACAGCGAAAACACAGCCAUCGUGCCUUUGAUUUAUUGAUUAAAUUACUGUAAAAAAAAUCAAUACAUGAUAGAUUUGUGUUCCUAUCCUGACUUAUGCAGUUUAUGUAAAAGAUACUAUACAAGUCUUGAGGUUGCUUUUGCUU